AUGUUGAUCAUUGCCCUAACAACAAAUAGGUUUGUUUACCCGAUCGAUGCAGCGCUCGACGGCGGGGGGCGUGGUCAGGCAGACCAACGAAAAACGGCUCCGAACGACAUUCGCAGCUCGAUCGACGUCGCGAUGGCUCAUCCCGGAGAUGCACCAAUUCCUGUGCCCUAUGUAACCAAGCUCGGACAACCGCUAAAAGCUGGACAGACUCUAGAUAUCCAUGGAAGGAUAAAUAAGGAUGCUAAUAGAGUUGAAGUCAAUCUUCUCCAUGGUGCACCUUCGAUUGAUCCUGGACAGUGUGUUCUUCACAUCAAUCUUCGUUUUGACGAAAAGAAGAUAGUCAUGAACAGCUACAUGAAUGGAGCCUGGGGAAAAGAAGAACGCGAAUCGAUGCCAUAUAAGCAAGGCGAGGCAUACGACCUUAAGAUUAGGGUUCAAGAAGAUGGUUUUGAAAUCUGGUGUGAUGAGAAAAAAGUUCACGUUUACAAACAUCGCAUGGGUUACGAUGCCAUCGACUACCUUCAAAUCAAGGGUGACUGUACCCUGUCUGGAGUUCACUGGGGUGGAAGGUACUACAAUAUCCCAUGGGAAACAGCAUUCCCGGAUGGAAAUUUGCGAGCGGGUCAAAGCAUCCUGAUGCAUGCUAUUCCUAGAGGUGACCGUUGGAAUUUGGACCUUCUAGGCAGGGGCGGAGAUGUCUUGUUCCAUUUCAACCCCAGAUUCAAGGAUAAGCAGAUUGUUCGAAACUGCCAAAAAGGUGGUGUAUGGGGCAGGGAAGAGCGUGAAGGACCAUUCCCAUUUGAGAAAAAUCAUGGUUUUGAUCUCAAAAUCGAAAAUGAACCCUAUUCCAUUCAGAUCUUCGUAAACAACGAGCGCAUUGGUACAUUCGAACAUCGCACUUCCCAGCCAACCGAAGACUACAUUGGAAUGAGGAUUGAUGGUGAUAUCGAAGUGACCAAUAUCGAGUUUGUCUAA
Molecule: messenger RNA, 975 nt
Organism: Cylicocyclus nassatus
Lineage: Eukaryota; Metazoa; Nematoda; Chromadorea; Rhabditida; Strongylidae
Source: the annotation of a GenBank genome assembly